AUGUUAGCACGGGCGAAGAUUCUCCUUUUGCAAUGUCGGGAACCAUUGAACGAUGCCGUCCUCGAUGCACUAGUAAAGCCAAUUAGACUAAAUGCAUUCGAGUCCCGGGCAAGUCUUUCGACGCAAGUACAUUGUGAAGAAAAAAAACAACAAUCGGAGAUUUUCCGCCUCCGUAAUGUUUCUCUAUCUCUUCCCUCUGACGAUCGAUUUAUUAAUUAUCGCAUUUCCUCUUCAUUUCAAAACUCAAAUAAUAACAGUAUGCAACCAAUCAGUUUAAUUCUGGUGUUGAUCGUUGGUUAUAUUACUUUAAUUACCAUGACAUGUGCCCUUUCGGAGGAAAAACAUCAAAUGGAUGAUAUGCAUGUCAAUCAAGCUUUAAGAAACAAACGUUUCUACGAUUUCGGUUCUCGAUCAGUUCAUGCCGAUGAUGAAGAUUUACAAAAUUUCAACGACGAAUUCGAACGUCUCCGACGAUUUUAUGAUUUCGGUACACGAAAGCGUUUCUAUGAUUUCGGUUCGAAGAAACGUUCUGAUGAAUAA
This is a messenger RNA of Adineta ricciae, 540 nucleotides long. The record is from the annotation of a GenBank genome assembly. NCBI's taxonomy places the organism in Eukaryota, Metazoa, Rotifera, Eurotatoria, Adinetida, Adinetidae.